GAGAGGAAAAGAUGAGGAUGGGAGGUGGGGAUGGGUACAGAUAGGGGGCUGGGAGUGGAGGGGGUGGAGGGAGAGGAAAAAUAUUCUUUCCAACCAAGGAAAGGAGUGGGAUGAGGGACCCGCUGAGGAAGGAGGAGAGGAAACAGCGGGAGGUCAAGAAAAAGAGAAGUCUGAUUGGCUACAUGCCUGCCUUGGCUGGCUGCCCCGCCCUCACCAGGCCCCUCCAUGGGUCGUGACUUUUCCCUCAGAGUCCCCACCUCUCUGGAGCUGUGAGGCUCCAUUUGGAACCAAAAGCAUCUACAACUGCAACGGACCCCCAUGAAGCUCCUGGCCUUACUGAGCCUGCUGGCCCUGAUGCUGCAGGAAGCAGGGACAGCAUCUCUCCCAAAGAAGGAGAGGGAAGGGGGAGAAGACCAGCUGCACGGGGAAGGCGAUUCUCACACCGUUCUGCAUCUGCGGGACUUUGACCUGAGCCUGGACAACUAUGAUGAGGUCAUUGACCCGAGCAACAAUGAUGAACUCACAGACUACAGGGACCAGCUCCCCAAGGCUUCUCCAACCAGGACAAGUUUCACUCAGAGCACAAAGGCUCCAAGGACACCCCCUUCAAACCCCGUGAUGGCCAGGCCUAUGACGCUGGGCCUGCCAGUUUCCCCCACCAGCCAUGGCCUGCCAACCUGUCUGAUCUGCGUGUGCCUUGGUUCCUCUGUGUACUGCGACGAUACUGACCUAGAGGACAUCCCUCCUCUUCCCCGGACAACUGCCUACCUGUACGCCCGCUUCAACCGCAUCAGCCAUAUUCGGGCUGGAGACUUUAAAGGGCUGACAAAGCUGAAGAGGAUUGACCUCUCUAGCAAUUUCAUCUCCUCCAUUGAUGACGAUGCCCUCCGCCUGCUGCCUGCUCUGCAGGAUCUGAUCCUCCCUGAGAACAAGCUGGCAGCACUGCCUGUGCUGCCCACCGGCAUUGAGGUCCUGGACGUCCGCCUGAACCGACUGCAGAGCGCAGGGAUACAGCCUGAAGCCUUCAGGGCGCUGGAGAAGCUGCAGUUCCUCUACCUGGCCAAUAACCUGCUGGACUCCAUCCCCAGGUCCCUGCCCCUGAGCCUCCGCUCACUACACCUGCAGAAUAACAUGAUAGAGAGCAUGCAGACGGACACCUUCUGUGACGCUGAGGAGCACAAACACACCCGGAGGCGGCUGGAGGACAUCCGCCUGGACGGCAACCCCAUCAACCUGAGCCUCUUCCCCAGCGCCUACUUCUGCCUGCCUCGGCUCCCCACAGGCCGCUUCGUCUAGCUCACCCCUUCCACUCCUCCCAGAAGGCCAAGAAAAUCAUGUGAGAGGAAGAGGCGGACCAGAAAGAGAAGGAGGAAGUGGGGAGA
Hippopotamus amphibius kiboko is the source of this 1382-nucleotide messenger RNA. It is a transcript of the gene OPTC, whose product is annotated as opticin. The transcript has 8 exons. Gene Ontology annotation, molecular function: protein binding. Bases 319 to 1296 code for a protein of 325 amino acids. The record is from RefSeq and is a predicted model, not a curated record. NCBI's taxonomy places the organism in Eukaryota, Metazoa, Chordata, Mammalia, Artiodactyla, Hippopotamidae.